Molecule: messenger RNA, 471 nt
Organism: Sparassis crispa
Lineage: Eukaryota; Fungi; Basidiomycota; Agaricomycetes; Polyporales; Sparassidaceae
Product: Low molecular weight phosphotyrosine protein
Exons: 4
Coding region: 1-471 (156 amino acids)
Biological process (GO): protein dephosphorylation
Molecular function (GO): protein tyrosine phosphatase activity
Source: RefSeq, a predicted model, not a curated record
AUGUCCCAGUCCAUCUUGGUUGUCUGUCUUGGCAACAUUUGUCGUUCUCCCAUCGGGGAGGCCGUCUUGAGGCAUGUCGCGAAGGAGCGAGGCGUCGACCUCACCGUGGAUUCCGCAGGUACUGCGCGGUAUCACAUCGGCGAGGAUCCAGAUGACCGUGCUGUAGCUGUAUGCCGCAAGAACAAAGUACCCAUACAGCACAGCGCUCGCCAGGUCACCGCCGAAGACUUCCGCGCAUUCACGCAUAUCCUCGCCGCUGACGAGGCGAAUCUACGUACUCUCCGUCAGAGAAAGCCCCACGAUGCCACGGCUGAGGUACGACUAUGGGGCUCGUACCUCGACCACAAGCAGAUCGACGACCCGUACUAUGGUGGUGCUGAGGGUUUUACAGAGUGCUUCAACCAAUGCCUGCAAUUAUCGCAUGCACUUCUAGACGAAAUCAUCGGCAAGGCCGACCUGCAGCUCGCCUGA